AUGUACUCCAGCUACAUAUCGGCAUCAGUCCCUGUCACCCUUCCGCCCAUGAAUCACUUCAACGACGCCGUCAAGCGAGAAUCGUACCCAAGCGAUGACGGCUAUUCAUACAUAAACUACGGCUACAUCCCGGGCAUAGAGAUGACACCCGCCCACUCCUACGACCAGGCCGAUCCCCAUACGCCACCUCUCUCACACUCGUUUGACCACUCGGCGAACUGUUCCGAAUCUGGCUACGAGUAUCCCACAACUCCACUGUCCAUGCCCGGCUCACCUGGUAUGGUUCACCAGCAGUGA
Molecule: messenger RNA, 297 nt
Organism: Verticillium alfalfae VaMs.102
Lineage: Eukaryota; Fungi; Ascomycota; Sordariomycetes; Glomerellales; Plectosphaerellaceae
Exons: 2
Coding region: 1-297 (98 amino acids)
Source: RefSeq, a predicted model, not a curated record